AUGAUUUGGUUUUAUUUGCAGGGUCAAUGUUGUUGUGCCGGAUCACGUACAUUUGUACAUGAACGUGUCUACGAUGAGUUUGUAGAGAAAGGAGAGGCCCGCGCAUUAAAACGUGUGGUUGGCGAUCCCUUUAGAAAGGGUGUUGAACAAGGUCCUCGGGUUGAUUCUGAACAAUUUGAUAAGAUCUUGAAGUAUAUAAGAUCUGGGGUUGACGGUGGUGCUACUCUAGAAACCGGAGGCCAAAGAUUUGGCUCUAGUGGAUAUUAUAUCCAACCAACUCGUCACCCGAGAGAAGGUGGGGUUGGAGGUGAUUCUAGAUGGAGAAGAUAUGUUGAGGUUGAAUAUGCAUUUGAUAUGAUUAAAACUGACUUUGACAAUCAACUGCAUAAUUCAGGCACCUAUUAUUCUGGCAGAGGAACUGGUAUCAGUAAGUUUAGUACAGCUGCUUUAGAGGAACCGAUAACUCCACCCGUCAAGGUUGAACUCACCAAACUCCUUAUUAACGGACAGUUUGUGGAUGCAGCAUCAGGUAAGACUUUUCCAACACUCGAUCCAAGAACAGGGCAACUGAUUGCCAAUGUCGCUGAAGGGGAUAUUGAAGAUGUUAACCGUGCGGUGCCUGCCGCACGCAAAGCAUUCGAUGAGGGCCCAUGGCCUAGAAUGACUGCUUAUCAAAGAUCUAAAAUACUGCUGCGAUUUGCUGAUUUGGUUGAGAAGCAUACUGAUGAAAUAGCAGCUCUUGAAGCUUGGGACAAUGGGAAACCGUAUGAACAGGCUGCAUCAGUUGAAAUACCACUGUUUGUUCGUCUUUUUCGUUAUUAUGCUGGCUGGGCUGAUAAAAUUCACGGGCUCACGCUUCAGGCUGAUGGGCCUCAUCAUGUUCAGACCCUGCAUGAACCGAUCGGUGUUGCGGGCCAAAUCAUUCCAUGGAACUUCCCUCUUCUAAUGUAUUCUUGGAAGGUUGGGCCUGCUUUAGCAUGUGGCAAUACGGUGGUACUUAAAACCGCUGAACAGACGCCAUUGUCUGCCCUAUAUGUGUCAAAGCUUUUCCAUGAGGCAGGACUUCCUCCUGGUGUGUUGAAUAUUGUGUCGGGUUAUGGCCCACGUGUUGGUGCUGCUCUUGCUAGCCAUAUGGAUGUCGAUAAGCUUGCUUUCACUGGAUCCACUAACACGGGUCAAAUCGUUCUUGGCCUGGCUGCGAAAAGCAAUUUAAAACCAGUGACGUUAGAACUUGGUGGGAAAUCACCGUUCAUCGUGUGUGAGGAUGCCAAUGUUGAUGAAGCUGUUGAUCUGGCACAUGAUGCUCUGUUCUUCAAUCAGGGUCAAUGUUGUUGUGCCGGAUCACGUACAUUUGUACAUGAACGUGUCUACGAUCAGUUUGUAGAGAAAGCAAAGGCUCGCGCAUUAAAACGUGUGGUUGGCGAUCCCUUUAGAAAGGGUGUUGAACAAGGUCCUCAGGUUGAUUCUAAACAAUUUGAUAAGAUCUUGAAGUAUAUAAGAUCUGGGGUUGACGGUGGUGCUACUCUAGAAACCGGAGGCCAAAGAUUUGGCUCUAAUGGAUAUUAUAUCCAACCAACUGUUUUCUCAAAUGUUCAGGAUGACAUGCUAAUAGCAACAGAUGAAAUCUUUGGACCAGUACAGACAAUUCUGAAAUUCAAGGAUAUCAAUGAGGUGAUUCGAAGGGCAAAUGCAACUCAUUUUGGACUAGCUGCUGGUGUUUUUACACAAAAUCUUGAUACUGCUAAUACAUUAACCCGAGCAUUGAAAGCAGGAACCGUGUGGAUCAACUGUUUUGAUGUAUUUGAUGCUGCGAUUCCGCUUGGUGGUUACAAGAUGAGUGGGCAUGGUAGAGAAAAGGGAAUUUACAGUCUCAGUAACUACCUGCAAGUUAAAGCGGUUGUUACUCAUCUCAAGAAUCCAGCUUGGCUUUAGUUCUCAGUUUCUAUCUUCAUAUCAUGUGUUGUCUUAUCUUUAUAAAUGUC
Molecule: messenger RNA, 1982 nt
Organism: Helianthus annuus (common sunflower)
Lineage: Eukaryota; Viridiplantae; Streptophyta; Magnoliopsida; Asterales; Asteraceae
Product: aldehyde dehydrogenase family 2 member B7, mitochondrial
Exons: 13
Coding region: 1-1932 (643 amino acids)
Molecular function (GO): aldehyde dehydrogenase (NAD+) activity
Source: RefSeq, a predicted model, not a curated record